This is a messenger RNA of Somion occarium, 3348 nucleotides long. NCBI's taxonomy places the organism in Eukaryota, Fungi, Basidiomycota, Agaricomycetes, Polyporales, Cerrenaceae. The record is from the annotation of a GenBank genome assembly.
ACAGGUGGCGAAAUCAAGAAACAGGAGCUGUGUACUCACCUCGGGCGAUCGGUACGGGUCCAGAAAACGCUGACCCGUUGAAGGAGCAUGUUUCGAGGACGCGCUAAGAGUGCAUUCGACCUGACACGAUAAGCGUCGAGGAGAGGUGAGAUGUGAGCAAGCUGAGCAAGCCUGGCGGUCAUAGCACUGACAAAUAUAGUCGGCGUAGCCGAAUUAUUGUACUAUUGUGCGGCAUAUGGCGCAGGAGGACCUGCACCCGGAGAAGGAACGCAAUCAUAGGAAGGUGCCGCAACGUAUCGACUCCGCGAGAGGCACAGGCAGAGAGCAGCCGAGCAGUGUUAUGCGGCGUAGCGUGUGUUUCUGAAGUGGUAGGCUGAACAACCAACGUGUUCUGCGAUGCGACCACCAGAGGAAUCACAUCGAGGUAUCGAGCAAGAUUUUGCAGUGAACAUCGUCGAACAUGCUCGUCGCGCGUGUAGAGGCAGAAAGAAAGUUCACGGAAACGGCGGAGUGCGGAGAACAGACGCCCGGAUGGACUGGCACAGCCGUGAGAGACUCGGGGACUGGGUAUUGUGGCGUGUUUGUAGCGGUCUGGCAGGAGACGCCGACUACCACGCGUCUGGGUGUAUAUUACCCGGGGCGAACGCUCCCAACAUCCUCCAUAUCCCCCGUUCCUGCUCGACGUCGUUCCCAACAGCGCCGCCGCACAUUCCUUCAUCUAGCAGGCCCUAAGUAGACUCUCAGACACUCUCGUGUUUUGCACGACAAAAGUAGCUUCUCAACCAGUGCUUCAAGCUCAUCCUACUCAAUCCUGGAUUAUUAUCCGAAUUAUCAAGCCAUGGCGGCUGCUCAGCCCAUCGCCCUUCCUUCCACUUCGAAUGAUUAUGACCAUGUAAUGGGCUCCGGCUCGUUCACAGGCCAGAAUGGCUCCUUCAACCCUGCUUCCUACACCCGACGCUUCCUGGGUUCUCCAGCUUCGUUUCGAGCUGGCUCCUUUGGAAGUCGAUUCUACCCUGGUGUAUCUCCUGGACAGCUUCUCGGACCAUUAGAUCCCAAUGACUUCAGACUGGGCAAAGUCUCCUCAUCGAUAGAGAGCGAUCGAGGGUCUCUAAUGAAUGCUCUGAAUGUUUUCGAGCGUCAGGACGAGUUGUGCCGUGACUACCAGUGCUGUGGAGUAAAUCUCACAGACAUGCAUGCGCUCGUUGAUCAUUUCGAAGAGUGCCAUGUAGUUGUAGUUGAUCCAUUUGCUUCCCAACAACAGACUUUCCGAGCGCAACCCGCUGGUGUCGUCGUUCCUCAACAUCAAUACUUAUCAGAAUCUCAAAACCCCACGGUCCAGACUUACAGCCAAGGAUCGUUUGACCCUGACGAUAUGGAACUCGAUGCCGGAGACGCGAGCGCGCCUUCAUCUGGCUCCUCGUCGCCACCAGAUACACCAAUUUCCACGCCUCUUUCCUCGUAUCCCAGUGUUCAGUCAGCGUCUCAACAGGCGUCUACCCGACCGCCUCCCAUCUCUGCGUUCGAUACUACGACCGUACUACCAUCGCGCUCCGGGCACGCCCUAUCAGUUGGUUUCCCACCGAUGCGAUCAGUUCCCGUCUCUGCUGCCCGUGCAGAGGAUGCUUUUAACGCCUACGCUGGUUACUCCGACUACUCCUCUCAUCUCCCGGGUGCUGUCCCGUCGUCCUCAAUGCUCACCCUAAAGCAGGAAGAUCAAUUUGCCUACUCUGGCGGACCAUAUGGUGCUCGAUCCAACUGUGUGCCGCCUGCGCUUCUUCUGAACAGCAGUGCAGGUACCACACCCGCAACCACUCCUGGUUCGUCUCGCGUGGCGUCGCCAUCCCCGGGAUCGAGCAACUAUCCCUCCGUCGUGACUGCUGGCACUUCAACGUCAUCGCCUACUUCACAGGCUGCUCAGACGCCGCGGGCGAGUACCACCCUUUCUCGUCCCGCGACGUCGCUCCUCCUGUCCAAGCCCUUCAAGUGUCCGAAGCCCAACUGCAACAAAUCGUACAAGCAGGCAAAUGGUCUCAAGUACCAUAUGACUCACGGAUCGUGUAACUUCGCCCCUCCGAAGGACUUAGAGCAGAUUCAAGCGCUUCUCGCAUCAAAGCGAAGUCAAAAGCCGGAUGGCGACAACGAGCCUAUCAGCGAUGCGGAAUUGAGAGAAGUUGAGAAAGAGGCAGAAAGAAGGUUGCGUCCCUACGCCUGCGGCGUCGGUGAUUGCCAACGUCGUUACAAGAACAUGAACGGUCUUCGUAAGUGUAUCUCCUCAUUGCACUGCCCUUUCCAUAUGCUGACCUUGUUUGAUGUUGACAGGUUACCACUAUCAGCACUCCGGUGAUCACGGCGCCAUCGGACUCGCACUGCUCGCUAGCGGUCAACAUGAGUGUCUGCAACACACUCGUGCGCACUCGAGGACCACUACUCCCGCAACGUCGACAGCCCCAUCUGUCAACACAUCUCCUCACACUACUCCUAUCGUAUCGCAAGCACAGCCUGCUUCGAUUCCGGCUGUUCAGCAACCUCAAUCGAAUACCUACGUCGCACCACAGCAUGCGUUGACUAACCCUCCGUCCUAUCAGUCGCAGUCAAUGAUGCCCCCUGCGUACGCUGCACAGCCUCAACAGUAUGCCCACUACGUGCCGCAACAGCAGCAGGCUGCUACCGGGUUGCAACACCACCAGCACUAUCAACACCAACAACCACAACAAAUGUCAUACACGGUGCAACCCAUCCAACGUUGUUCGCCCUGAGACACUACAAAAGUAUUCAGUAGAGGGGUUGCGUAGAGCGAACGAAUCCUCGUGAUCGCCUUGCAUACCCUUCUCCUCUCUACUCUUCUUUUCUCGACUACCCUGAUAAUCGAUCGUUUGGUCGGAACCACGUCUCGUGUCGUCGUUGGACCUUCUUUGAUCUCGUUGUAAUAUCACCGUCCUCUUAUCUCCUCCGCCCGCAUCCUUCCUCACGACGUCGACCGGGCUUCCGCACCAAAAGUAUACACAUACCUUGGUUGUUUGUUAAUCCCUUUUUAUCUCGCCUUUGCUCUAUAGCGUCUCACCUCUCUGUUGUGUUGUCAUAAUACUCGUUGUUUGUACAUUUCCCUCUUAUCUCUCCUUAUGCUCGACACCGUUACAUAUCCAGGGUCGAGAAGACUUGUGUCAUUGGUGGUCCUUUGGUAGUUACUCUUGGUUCGCCUACUAUUCUCGCCUGUUACUCGUUACAUGGUCCUCUCUUCCCUUACUCAUUGUUUGCAUAAUACUUGAUGCUGUAAUGUAAUGUGCUGUUGAAACAUCUCCCUCGUUGCUCCCGUUCCCCUCACUCUCAUGCCUCGCGAUGUUUCGUAGU